Saxophila tyrrhenica is the source of this 741-nucleotide messenger RNA. RefSeq lists its product as uncharacterized. The record is from RefSeq and is a predicted model, not a curated record. The transcript has a single exon. The coding region runs from base 1 to 741 and encodes 246 amino acids. NCBI's taxonomy places the organism in Eukaryota, Fungi, Ascomycota, Dothideomycetes, Mycosphaerellales, Extremaceae.
AUGCUCAAGUAUCGAGGCGCUGUCCUUUCCCGGUCUCAAGAACCUCUCGAGCAGCAGUUACUGGCAACUUUACGUGGACCUGUCGCUUUUGCUGCACUCUGGAUUGACAAUACUGGCUUCAGCGACAACGACUGGUACGAAUUCUCCCGCAACUAUGAAGGUGGAGCACCAGAGCGUCGCAUCAUGCAAUGCAUGUCUCGCGUCCCGGUUUUCCUCAAGAGAGGCAAAAUGUGGAAGCACGACCCCGUCGCAGAUCCGACACUCCCGGCUGAUAUCACAGCAUGCUACGAGACACUGCGCCUUACAAACAUGUACGUCCGUGAAACGAUGCAGAAAACGAAGCAGCGGUUCGCCGACGGAGAGCUGGAUUACUUGUUCUUCGCAAAAAUCGAUUUCGCUCUCGUCCGACUCGAUGGCCUGGCGCUGGCAGUGACCGCGAUCGUAGGAUGCAUGCUUUUAGCUGUCAGCCCUUCAUACCGGAAUCUCCAACAGGAGAUGGACGAAUAUGCGACUGAUGUUCUUCGACUUGCACAUCAGCUGGACAGGUACCGUCCCUUAGGAGCCUGCGCUAUGCCUCUCUGUCUGGCCGUUUGCCAGGCAACCACGGCGGACCCGCAACUCGAGUCGCAACUUGGGAUGAUUCUUAGGGACUACAUGCGCGACUAUCCGAGCAGAAACAGCGCUAUCGCAUUUUGCGCUGGAGUGGAAGAUUUGCGGCGAAAAUUGAAGUUCAUGGACUAA